AUGACUAUACCAAGUUUCUGGAUAUUGGUAGCUGUUCUGUUUCGGGCGGUAUGGUGUCUAAACGACGCUAAAGACUAUUAUGUUGCCCCGGAUUUGUUGCCUGGGUUGUCAGAUGUUAAGGAUCGGGAACGUAUUCCGGAGAUGCACGCAGGCCAUAUUCCUGUGAGCGAAGGCGAUGAUGACGAGAAGAACUACUUCUUUUGGAAAUUCCACGAUCUGUCCAACCAUUCAUCUGUUUCUGCUGGUAAUACGUUGAUAUUCUGGCUCAACGGUGGGCCUGGGUGUUCGUCUUUGGAUGGAGCCUUGAUGGAAUCCGGGCCAUUGCGUAUUGAUGACGAUGGAGAGGCGUAUUUGAACCCUGGAUCGUGGCACACCAGAGGUGAUAUUGUGUUUGUGGAUCAGCCUGCAGGCACUGGCUUUUCCACGGUUGGGGAUUCGGACUAUGACAAGGACUUGAAACAAGUCUCUAAGCAUUUCAUGGCGUUUUUAAAGAACUACUUCACGAUAUUUCCGGAGGAUUUGGAAAAGGAAAUGGUGUUGGCAGGCGAAUCGUACGCUGGGCAGUAUAUUCCGUUCUUUGCCAAUGAAAUCGUGGAGUACAACGACAAUCGUGGUGAAGAUGAUGCAGAGGAGAAGCCCUACAAGUUGAAGAGUUUGUUGAUUGGGAAUGGUUGGAUCGAUCCGGAUCAACAAUCGUUGUCGUACAUUCCCUUCGCUCUAGAAAACAAUUUGAUAUCUAAGACGGCAGACUACUUCCCUGAACUAUUGAAGGCGCACACGGACUGCCAAAAGUUGAUCGAUAGUAACACUGACAGCGACAAGUUUUCCUUCGAGGAGUGUGAGAACAUCUUAUCGAAGAUCCUUGCCUUCACUAGGAGGAAAACUGAUGAAAAGGGGAAAAAGGUCCCUUCGAAUCAGCAGUGCACUAACAUCUACGAUUAUAGACUGCACGACUCAUAUCCAGCUUGUGGGAGCAACUGGCCAGAGGACUUGCCAUUGGUGACGAAGUUUUUGAGCAAACCAGGUGUCAUGGAUUCCUUACAUUUGGAUGUCGACAAAGUGCCACACUGGAGGGAAUGUGACUCCAAGGUUAGCAAACAUCUAAAAAACAAAGGCGUGAAACCUUCUGUUCAUUUGUUGCCAAACCUUUUGACCCGCAUGCAAAUCUUCUUAUUUAACGGUGACAAGGAUAUCAUCUGCAACAACCGUGGGGUAGAAGACCUGAUAAAGUCAUUGAAAUGGAACAACCAAACCGGCUUCUCUAAGGACGUAGAGUACUAUGACUGGCAGUAUUACGACCAAUUCACGGGAGAUAUGAUUCCAGCAGGUUACGUCAAACACGAGAGAAACUUGACUUUCAUCUCCGUUUACAACGCUUCUCACAUGGUUCCUUAUGAUAAUGCAUUGAUCAGCAGAGGUAUCAUGGAUAUAUAUCUAAAGGAUGUUCAAUUGGAGCACGGUGACGACAACCGUGAUAGUAUUAUUGUCACAAAAGAUUUUGCCGUUGAAGUACCACCACCAAAUGACGUCAACUCAGACCCAAGCGAGAAUGACGAUCAAGAACAUGAUUCGAACGACCAAGACGGAAGUAGAGAAUCCGACAAAUCUAAAUUACAAGUGCUGAUAGUACUCUUACUCCUAUUAUCUGUGUGCGGAACAGUUGCAUAUUACUUACUGCGCGUAAGAUUCAGAAAGCAUAUUCACGCUAUACUGAUCGAUCCAGAAAAUAGACCACCCUCUUCCCAUAAGUCUGUCGCAUGGGCAGACGACUUGGAAAUUGGUGACGAUAAUGAUGACGACUUCAAGUUUUUGGUGGACGAAGACCCAUCUAAAAGCAAUUCUUCGUAUCCUACUGACACCGAUUCGUUUGAGUUGGAAAAUCUCUAA
Kluyveromyces marxianus DMKU3-1042 is the source of this 1887-nucleotide messenger RNA. RefSeq names its product serine-type carboxypeptidase (gene KEX1). Gene Ontology annotation, cellular component: trans-Golgi network. Gene Ontology annotation, molecular function: serine-type carboxypeptidase activity. NCBI's taxonomy places the organism in Eukaryota, Fungi, Ascomycota, Saccharomycetes, Saccharomycetales, Saccharomycetaceae. The transcript has a single exon. The record is from RefSeq and is a predicted model, not a curated record. The coding region runs from base 1 to 1887 and encodes 628 amino acids. Gene Ontology annotation, biological process: proteolysis; apoptotic process.